Molecule: messenger RNA, 893 nt
Organism: Peromyscus eremicus (cactus mouse)
Lineage: Eukaryota; Metazoa; Chordata; Mammalia; Rodentia; Cricetidae
Product: serine/Arginine-related protein 53-like
Exons: 2
Coding region: 1-831 (276 amino acids)
Biological process (GO): alternative mRNA splicing, via spliceosome
Cellular component (GO): cytoplasm; nucleus
Source: RefSeq, a predicted model, not a curated record
AUGGGACGCCAGUCAUCAGACACCAAGGAAGAGAGCAGAAGCAAGAGAAAAAAGACACACCGGAGACGCUUCUCUUCGAGUAGUUCCUCAGAUAGCAGGACAUACAGCCGCAAGAAGGGUGGGAGGCGGCCACGGUCCGAGUCCAGGUCCUGGUCUAGACACUGCCAGCCUCGCUCACAUUCUUAUGAGAGUAGACGCAGGCACAGGUCAAACAGCACCUCUUCUUACGGCUCCCGAAGAAAACGAAGUCGAAGUCGAUCCAGGGCUCGAGGGAAAUCCUAUAGAGUUCAAAGGUCUCGGUUCAAAAGCAGAACAAGAAGGUCAUCUGGAAACAUCAAAGCUGGAUUAGAACAUCUGCCACCAGCUGAGCGGGCCAAAGCCAGACUACAAUUGGUUCUUGAAGCUGCUGCAAAAGCUGAUGAAGCACUAAAAGCCAAAGAAAGGAAUGAAGAAGAAGCAAAGAGAAGAAAAGAGGAAGACCAAGCCACCCUGGUGGAACAAGUAAAAAGAGUUAAAGAAAUCAAAGCCAUUGAAAGCGAUUCUUUUGUUCAGCAGACAUUCAGAUCAAGUAAAGAAGUCAAAAAAUCAGUAGAACCAAGUGAAGUGAAGCAUGUGACUCCAGCAUCAGGACCAGCAUCAGUAGCCGCUGACCCACCCAGCAUCGGAAAGGAAAUAGACUCGGACAGCAUCCCCACGGCCAUCAAGUACCAAGAUGACAAUUCUCUGGCUCAUCCAAAUUUAUUUAUUGAAAAAGCUGAAGCUGAAGAAAAGUGGUUCAAGAGAUUAAUUGCUCUCCGACAGGAAAGACUAAUGGGCAGUCCUGUGGCCUGAGGAAGAGAUUCACAGUUGAAUUGACAGAAGCCUUGAAAAUUUAGGUUUUUAAAUAACAAUAU